AGCUCACGAGUAGGGCUCUACCCCGACUCGAUGAAGAUGACCGCCUCUCCCCGAUCCUCAGCCACCUGUCGAAGAAUUUUGGAAGCGCCGAGUCCGUCUACUCCGAGGGAGAAGGGUUUGUGGAUGGAGCUCCAGUCACUGCCAGCAGCAUCGAUCCUCUCUCGCAACACUUUCCGCUGUGCAUGCGCAGCUUACACAUGACAUUGCGCAAGAACAAUCAUCUGAAGCAUUUCGGCCGACUUCAGUAUAGUUUGUUCCUCAAGGGCAUUGGACUGUCUCUCGAGGAGUGUAUUCUAUUCUGGCGCCAGUCGUUCAAGGGCUUCACUGACGAUGAAUUCAAUUCCCGAUACAAGUAUAAUAUCCGCCACGUCUAUGGAGAUGUGGGCGGUGAUGUCAACCGAAGGGGCCGUGGCUACCCACCCUACUCGUGUCAGAAGAUCCUCCAGGACUCAAACCCCGGGGUUGGACAGACUCAUGGGUGUCCAUACCGUCACUUUUCAGCUGACAACCUAAUUGGGCUGCUUCAGUCGACGGGCGUCAAUGACCGGGACUUGUUGCGUGGGGUACGAGAGGAUGUCGAAAAAACUCGGUAUCACAUUGCCUGCAACCGAGUGUUUGAGUACACUCAUAAAGCUGAGAUCAAAAGAGCCAAAGAAGACGGUUCGGCAAGUGAAAUCGACCUCGACACCAUUGUUCACCCCAACACUUACUUCAAGCGCAGCUACCUGUUGAAGCAGGCUGGAAAGUCGCAGAGAAACGCAUGAAAAUCGCUUCAAGUUUUGCAAUACAAAGAUAUGCCCAAGUUUCUCACGGUAUCCAUUUUCUACACACAAAGGCACAUGGCGUUUUGGGAGUUUGAUACGGCGGGCUUGACAGUUGUUUUUGGUAUAAUCCGGUUUGCAGCACGUAUAUUCAAUUCAAUAACAUUUCUUUAUCCUUGAUUUGAGUCUGUUAUAACGAGCAUAAUAAUGCGUCGCGCAAAAGGAAGUUUUUGUGACCACAGCUGAUUCCCAAUUCAUCCAAAAGGAUCAGAAUGACCUUUCAAAACCAGGUGCCCAGCAACGGGCCGUAAUCGUUCUUCGCUCGACAGAAAAACAACCCCGUCACUGAGAGAGAUCGAAGCUGAGUGUUGAGUCGGCGGUAGAAGAAAUUUGUUAAGAAGGAAAAAAAAAAAGAGAAAAAUACUGGUGGAGGCUGGCCUUUUUAAACAACACUAGCGUGGUU
This is a messenger RNA of Aspergillus calidoustus, 1224 nucleotides long. NCBI's taxonomy places the organism in Eukaryota, Fungi, Ascomycota, Eurotiomycetes, Eurotiales, Aspergillaceae. The record is from the annotation of a GenBank genome assembly.